AUGUUGAGGCGAUACGUGCCCGUCCGGGGAUGCGCUGGCCGGCGUCGCUACGUCGUGCUUAUCGCUCUGCUAGCCUUGUUCUUGCUAGUCAGGAGUCUGCCAGCAUUGAAAAGUGACUUGAACAGCCGUGCAGGUAUUGCGCUUUCUGAGGACCGGCCGCGAUACCUCUAUCACUCCGCAUUCCGCAGGAAUCCAGAUCGGGGUUAUGAAGAGCAGCUGUCCAAUGCUUUACAAGGAAUUGAGCGUCAGCAGUUAUCGCUGAAUAGCCACGAGGAUAAGACGCAUACGUUAUGGCAGAUCAUGCUGGGGCUGGACCCCAGUGCAGAAAUCAGGAGCGAAGAUUCGCUAAAGUUUGAGAAGAAGAAUUCCGAAUGGAAGUACUCGCUCGUAACCACUGAAUGGGCCGAAGAAUUCAUUACCGUCACUCUUGCCUCCAUCCCGGGCCUCUCUAGUCUUUACCAUUCCUACCCACACCACGUUCUGCGGGCCGACUUACUGCGCUAUCUGAUCCUGUGGUACUUUGGUGGCUACUACGCAGAUACGGACGUUUUCCCUGCAAGAUCAAUCAAGCAAUGCCCAUCACUACGAAACUCAGUCUUCCAGAUUGACAACCCCGACAUUUCCCUCGUCGUGGGCAUCGAAAUCGACGAGCCAUUCGCUUCACCCAAGAAAAUGCGCGAUUGGCACUGGGUCCGCAGCUACGGUUUCAUCCAGUAUACCAUGUACGCACCCCGUCGAUUCAGUCCACUGCUGCGAGAAGUGAUCGUGCGAGUCCUAUCACACACGAAACGCCACAUCGACGAAAGUAACAUCUUUCUCGGCGCGCGGUAUAAUGAACUUACUACGCUCGAAAUCACCGGACCGGGUGUCUUCACCGAUGCCAUUCUGGACGUUUUAUCCGACACAUUACCAGCAAACCACUCGUUGGUUGCAGAGUCACUCGAGGCGGAUGCAGGUCUGGGCGACCUUGUCCCGGAAUUCUCGACUACGCCUCAAGAACGGGUGACUUGGGCACCGUUCUACCGACUCAAAGAACCGCUGUGCGUCGAGGGGGCCGAGGCUAAGCCGGGUACCCAGCUGGGUGGAUUGUGUGUUCUGCCUGUGAAUGCUUGGGGUAAUGGGCAGAGACAUAGCGGGUCGGAAGACUUUGGUAGCUCCCAUGCCUGUAUCAACCAUCGAUUUGGGGGGACGUGGAAGCCUUGGAAACAGAGUUGGAAGAAGUAUCUGUUUGGAUGA
This is a messenger RNA of Penicillium cataractarum, 1236 nucleotides long. RefSeq lists its product as uncharacterized. Gene Ontology annotation, molecular function: alpha-1,6-mannosyltransferase activity. NCBI's taxonomy places the organism in Eukaryota, Fungi, Ascomycota, Eurotiomycetes, Eurotiales, Aspergillaceae. Gene Ontology annotation, biological process: protein N-linked glycosylation. The transcript has 2 exons. The coding region runs from base 1 to 1236 and encodes 411 amino acids. The record is from RefSeq and is a predicted model, not a curated record. Gene Ontology annotation, cellular component: mannan polymerase complex.